GCUACACCCACACACGUAGGUGAACUGCACUGGACCCUCGUGCAACCGAACGACGCACAGUGCGUGCCUACAGUUGGGAGAAGAAUGUCAGACCUGCAUGCUGCCUGUUCACGUGGGAACGUUGAGAAAGUGUUAGAACUUCUGCGAGGUGGAGCGAAAACAUCGUGCGUGAACGUACGCAUGGAGACGCCUCUCCACGUCGCCUGCGCACUUUCGCGGGACAGGGCGGAAGAGAAGAUGGAGAUUGUGAAACAGCUGCUGCUGCAUGACGCGCCCCUGCAAGAGGAAGAUGAGCGCGGGCGAACGCCUUUCAUGCUCGCCUACGAAACAGCCAGCGCGGAUGUUGCAGCCGCGCUGCAAGACAAUGGAGCGGACCUCCGCGCGUGUUACCAUGGCGACGGAACGAUGCUGCACCCAGCCGUGGCCGGCGGGAACGAGCGGGUCCUGUCGCCGGCCUGCUCUGGCCAUCUGGACAUCGUGCGCCUGCUACUGGAGGCCGGCGCCAACCCCAAUGUCGCUGAUACCGAGAGCGGAGCGACGCCACUGAUGAAGGCGGUGAGUAAGGGCGAGGAAGCGUACGGACAGACCUCACUGUACCACGCGGCUCGCUUUGGCAGGCUGGACAUCCUGCGCCUGCUACUGGAGGCCGGCGCCGACGGCAACGCCGCGGACUCGUACGGAGUGACCUCCUUGCACAUCGCGGCUUGCUACAGGCAACUGCACAUCGUGCGCCUGCUACUGGAGGCCGGCGCCGACCCCAACGUCGCCGAGACGAAUAGAGGAGAGACGCCGCUGAUGAGGGCGGUGGAGGAGGACAGGGAGAUGAUGGAGCGGAUACUGCUCUCGCACGGCGUCGACGCCAACACCGCAGACUCGCAAGGAGAGACCUCCCUGUACCACGCGGCUUGCUCUGGCCAGCUAGACAUCGUGAACCUGCUACUGGAGGCCGGCGCCGACCCCAACGUCGCGGACUCGUACGGACGGACCACCCUGUACCGCGCAUCUUGCUUUGGCCGGCUGGACAUUGUGCGCCUGCUACUGGAGACCGGUGCCAAUCCAAACGUCGCCGAGACGAGGAACGGGGCGACGCCACUGAUGAUGGCGGUGAAGGAUGGCGAGGAGGCGGUGGUGCGGAUGCUGCUCUCACACGGCGCCGACGCCAACGCCGCGGACUCGCAAGGAAGGAAUUCCCUGUACUACGCGGCUUUUUCUGGCUGGCUGGACAUCGUGCGCCUGCUACUGGAGGCCGGCGCAGAUCCAACCUCUCUGUACCACGCGGCUUGCUUAGUCCGGAUGGACAUCGGGCGCCUGCUACUGGAGGCCGGCGCCGACCCCAACGUCGCCAAGACGAACAGUAGAGCGAUGCCGCUGAUGAUGGCGGUGAAUAAGGGCGAUGAGGCGGUGGUGCGAAUGCUGCUCUCACACGGCGCCGACGCCAACGCCGCGGACUCAUACGGACAGACCACCCUGUACCAAGCGGCUUGCUUUGACCGGCUGGACAUCGUGCGCCUGUUACUGGAGGCCGGCGCCGACCCCAACGUCGCCCAGAAUAUGAGCGAAAAGAUGCCGCUGAUGAUGGCGGUGAAUAAGGGCAAGGAGGCGGUGGUGCAGAUGCUGCUCUCACACGGCGCCGACGCCAACGCCGCGAACUCGUACGGAGUGACCUCCCUGCACGUCGCGGUCGUCUCUGGCCGGCUGGACAUCAUGUGCAUGCUACUGGAGGCCGGCGCCGACCCCAAUGUCGCCGCGACGGAAAAAGUGGACGGCAAAAGUUUCACCGCGUUGCACUACUCCUGUGAUCGACUUCAUAUCGAGAUGAUUACUCACCUCUUGAAACACGGCGCUAACCCGAACCUCGUUGAUUGUAACAAGAGAACGCCGCUCGCUAUAAUAGGCAGCAAGGUAGAGGUGAGAAUCUCCAGAAUGACUGAGCGAGCAGAACAAGCGGAGUCGGUGGUACAAGCGGCUUCAGCUCUCCUACAGACGUGCGAGUCCGCCGGCGUUCUUCUACAGGUUAACACACGUGACAUCGAUGGCGACACCCCGCUGCACAGCUUCUGUAGGAUGAUGCUCGCAUGGAGGGACGAUGUUUACGCGCGAGAGAGGGAGGGGUGCGUGCAGAUAGUGCACGCGCUGCUGUUCAACCACGGCGCACACGUCGACGUGGUGAACGCACGGGGAAAGACGCCGUACAAACUCUGGCGCCGGAUUUACUCAAAGCAUUUCCGCCUCGGCAACGUGGAGUCGAGCAACGAGAUACAUGGCAGAAUGAGCGCGCAAUAUCAUUCGCUGAAGUGCCACUGCGCGCGCUCUAUCGUCAGACACAGCCUUGCAUACGAGAACAGGCUGCCUACGAGUCUCAUAGAAUUUGUCAGGGCACACGCUAGACCAACGUAGGCGAUACUAAGCGCGUUAACCGAGGAAGCCCAUGUAGGAUCGGAGAUGCGAUAACCCAGAAGAUAUCAUCCCAAUUAGAUCUAUGUUCUAAUUGUUGCACAUGUUGGCAGACGUGUUUCAUUGCAAUGUAAAAUCGAGUAUAUGUAGUAACACUAUUCAGUUUAUAUAGAAAUGUGUAGAUUAUCGGUAUGAUGCAUUGGUGAAUUGGC
Priapulus caudatus is the source of this 2606-nucleotide messenger RNA. RefSeq names its product ankyrin-1-like. The record is from RefSeq and is a predicted model, not a curated record. The transcript is spliced from 6 exons. Lineage: Eukaryota; Metazoa; Priapulida; Priapulimorpha; Priapulimorphida; Priapulidae. Gene Ontology annotation, molecular function: protein binding. Bases 85 to 2397 code for a protein of 770 amino acids.